AGCACCGCGCUUGCUCGCAGCACGCUGCUACUACUUCAAGUAUCCCUCCCACUCCUUCGCUUGUCUGAGAUCCAGUUGUAGGCGUCCCGAUCAGUCUCCAGCAAUCGACCAAUUCUUCGAGCUCGUUCUCGAGAGGGCGUUCGGCGUCCGAUAUUCCGCUUCUGGUUCUGAGGUUUUGUCAAGCUCCCGCGAAAAGGUAACAGAUAUUAGUUCAAAAUGCAGAGUCUCACGAGAAUCAUCCAGUCUCAGGGAAAGGCUAUCAGUGGCGGGGUUUUGCAGCGUAUGUCAGUAGCGACUCGAUCUUUCUCCGACACCAAUGCCUCCCAGAAACUUGAGGAUGUGGGUUUUGAGAGCACCAAAAUUUCAGAUAUCUUGAAGGACAAGGGUGACAAAGCGAGCGGCGCAUGGCUCUGGUGUUCAACCGACGAUUCAGUGUAUGAUGCUGUCAAACAGAUGACCAGUCACAACGUAGGAGCGCUGCUGGUCGUGAAGUCCGGCAGCAAGGAAGCCAUUGCCGGAAUUGUUACUGAGAGAGAUUACCUGAGAAAAAUCAUCGUGCAAGGACGAUCAUCUAAAACCACCAAAGUUGGUGACAUCAUGACUGAAGAGAACAAACUGAUUACUGUGAAACCAGAGACAAAAGUUUUACGAGCAAUGCAGCUCAUGACUGAGAAUCGUAUCAGACACAUUCCCGUCGUCGAAGACAAGAAGAUGAAGGGCAUGGUAUCAAUCGGAGAUGUGGUGCGAGCUGUCGUAGAGGAACACCGUGAGGAGCUCAAGCGACUCGAGUCCUACAUCCAGGGAGGCUACUAGAGACUUUCUCCAUCCAUUCCUCUUGCUAAAAUUGGUCGGGGCGCCAUGUAUCAAUGUGAACUUCAGUAUCUACGUUGUACUGUGUACGUCUCCAACUCACCUGACCUUACAGGAGUGUGUACAGCUACGUUCUGUGGAGGUUUGAUGGUUAGAACUCUAUGUACGUAAUGACUUUCCAGACAGUACCAUCUACCUUCUGGGGCAGUAUGUGGAGAUCACCACAGCUAGCACUCGCCUUGAAGAUGUCGAGCAGACCCAGUCUUAAUGUUUCAGACAACGUAUUCUUGUUGUCAAGUCUUGGUUCAUGGACUCUGCGGAUUUGCGAGCACGGGGAACAUGGAUUUGCAGCUGAGCUGCAUUCACAGUGGCCAACAAGAUUCCAGCAGCGAUCUCGUUUCUGAAUCAGGGGAAGAGUAGGUCAGUAGCGUAAAACUCUGAUCUGCUACACCAUUUUAUAGGUGUAUGUAGACGAGGGACAAGCAUGUUCAUGAGAACGAGGUGGACAAACCUGUAAAUAUGCAAAGGAUCGCUAAAUUUCAACUCUACCUUCUCUCUGAGGGUUGACAUUGAACGACAU
Messenger RNA from Marchantia polymorpha subsp. ruderalis, 1390 nucleotides. NCBI's taxonomy places the organism in Eukaryota, Viridiplantae, Streptophyta, Marchantiopsida, Marchantiales, Marchantiaceae. The record is from the annotation of a GenBank genome assembly.